Molecule: messenger RNA, 4647 nt
Organism: Necator americanus (New World hookworm)
Lineage: Eukaryota; Metazoa; Nematoda; Chromadorea; Rhabditida; Ancylostomatidae
Exons: 37
Coding region: 1-4647 (1548 amino acids)
Source: RefSeq, a predicted model, not a curated record
AUGAUCUCAGCGUUGAUAGUUCAUCUUUCACUCGUUCUCGUUGUCACUCGAUCUCAAUCACCAGAAUGUGUAGAAAGCAAAACUCCUUCUCAACUCGUCGCCGUAACAGUUUGGUCUCGUGAGCGUAACGGAUCCACUUCCUUUCGGAUAUCGGACGAAGAUCUCACCGAUGAGGAUUAUCAAAGAGGGUCAAAGGAUCGACAGGAUAUUGUUGUGCUUCUUGCACGAUCGCCUGGUAGUUGUACGCUUGGACCGUGCACUCUUCAGCUGAGCACUAACUCAAGAGAAAGCGAUGGUGCUAUUGCUCAUCAAGAGAAUGUGUUCGGCAUCCCUUUCGGAUUCAAAGACCUGGACGAUUCAUUUUAUUGUGCUCGUCGAUUUGGUGAUUGUGGCGCACAGUUGCCAGUACUCCGGUUCACCCGCGGAUCAGGACCGUCUAUGACCUACGCAUACUCUCUCGAUCCCACCGCUUCGUUUCCUGGAUAUACACGCGAGGGAAAGAUUCUCUGCUAUGGAUGGAGUGACAGUGGAUCGGUAGUGCAUCCAAUCCUACCCGAUAGCAACGGCUGUCUUCACCUCAAUUCUAUAGCAAAUGGCAAAAUAACCUAUUCUACUGUGAAAUCCACUAUCUAUCCCAUCGGAACAACCGCAACACUUGCUUGCGAUGAUGGAUAUAUGGGCGGUGGACAAAGUGCUGUGCUAUGUGUCAGGUCCGGAUGGUAUCCAGCAAGUGGGCUUGGAUACUGUGUUCGGCAGAAUGUGACGCGAGUCAAUUCCGGUACAGCCCCGGCAGUCUCAUCCGCUUCUCUCGUAUGUGCGGCUUUAGGUCCAGUUUUGAAUGGACAACUGCUAUACAGCGGAAUUCCCGUAGGAGUGGUUUUCAUCUUGAAGGCAGAGUGCAAGGCGACGUUCGCAGAAAAUGGCGAUCCUCAGCUCUCUCCACUAGUAGCUAAGGCUCAGGAUGCAGCUUUAAAGGUACUCGUGCUACCGUGCUGUGCAAUCUUGGCUACGAACCUUUCGGAUCAGUUGACAGUAUUUGCGAAGGUAACCUACAGCUCUAUUGCUCCUUAUUCGCCGUCUACAACAGCGAAACUUUCUUGUGAUUUUGGUCGUACAAUUUCUGGCACCUCAUCGUUAGUGUGUACAGAAGACGGCUGGUCACCGGAGGCGUUCGGAGAAUGCAAACAACUCUCUUCUACGAGUUUCGGUUGCUCUGCCGUUACCGUUCCAUUCGGUACAACUGCGUAUAUCCAAGCAGAUCCUAGCGUACCGUACUCGUCAGGAACUUCUGUGUUUGUUAUGUGUAAUAUGGGUUACUCUUCCCAGGGCCCAAUGUCGGCUUUAUGUCAAAACGGUGUUUGGACUCCAACCCUGGGAACUUGCACAAUUUCACCACUUGGAGGUGGGAUAAACAACUCUAUCAUAGGAGUGAAUCCUGGAAAUUCCGUUGGAACAUGCCCAGCUUUAGCAACUCCCCUGUCAGGCACUGUCACAUACAAUCCACCUGGGACUUUCGGUUCCUAUCCCUCCGGUACGACCGCAAGUUUAUCGUGCAACCUUGGUUACACCGUCUCUGGAUCGUCUACAAGCACUUGUUCUAAUGGGGCAUGGAUUCCAGCAGUACUUGGUUACUGCAUACAAGGAUUAGGUGGAUUGGGAACAAAUAGUAUUCUGGAAUGUUCCAACCCAGUUGUUAUUAAUGGAAUGGUCACCUAUUCUCAAGGGAACGCCUUUGAUCCAGAUAAACCAUCUGGAACUAUUGCCACAUUGGCAUGCAAUCCAGGCUUUAGUCCAUCUGGUUCGACGACAGCAACCUGUCAGAGUGGUUCCUGGAUACCAACUCUUGGAAUGUGCAUCUCCUCUGGUGGCCUUUUUCCGGGCACUACCACCUCAGGACAGACUUGUACAGCUUUAUUCCCACCAAUUGGUGGCUCUAUCACAUAUUCCACUGGAAGCAUCAUGGGUCCGUUCAACUCUGGAACCGUGGCCACACUUCAAUGUACCAGUGGAUUUCCGCAGGGAGCUUCAUCCAGCUCUUGUACGAACGGCCAAUGGUCUCCGCCAACGCUGGGCACGUGUUCAUUCGGAACAGGAGGUUCUUCAGGCCUCACGUGUAGCGGGCUGCUCACUCCUAUUAGUGGUACACUCAUCUUUUCCGCUGCUGCACCUCCGUACCCUACUGGCACCACAGUUACUCUUCAGUGCUCAGCCGGAUCGACUCCUUCAGGUUCUACGAUGUCAACAUGCACCAAUGGUCAAUGGACUCCAACACUUGGAACGUGCUCCUCAACAUCAUUCCCUGGAGGAUCUGGAGGAUUGACAUGCAGUGCGAUGGCCACACCUUUCGGUGCAACUCUGUCCUACUCCAAUGGAAGCUUAUUUGGUCCCUUUAAUUCGGGAACUACAGUAACAAUGACGUGUCCAAGUGGUACUCCAUCCGGUUCAACAAUGGCCACAUGUACGAACGGCCAAUGGUAUCCGUCAACGCUUGGAACAUGUUCGUCCAGUAUUAUUGGGGGCGGAGUUGUCGGGAAUAAUGGUCAAUGUCCUACUCUUACGCCACCUCCUGGAGGAACGAUUACCAUGUCAAGUGGAUUACCCGGGAGUCCUGCUACACAGGGCACCAUCGCUACACUAACAUGUUCAAUGGGUAGCGUGCAAGGUACAUCGAGCGUAUUGUGCUCUAAUGGAGCUUGGACACCUCCUACACUUGGAACAUGCACCGGAUCCACAGGAAUUGGCGGAAGUGGAACUUCUUGCCAAAUCGCACCGCUGACCCCGUUUGGCGCAACUUUAUCUUAUUCAAAUUUUGCAAUUUUACCUCCUUUUCCUUCCGGUACAACUGUCACAGCCAGAUGUAUGAAUGGUACCCCGAUAACAGGUCUCACAUGUCCCUCAGUCCAGCAAAUUGGUGGUACGGUAGACUACAGUGAUGGCUCGUUCUCCACCGCCCAUCCUUCUGGAACUACAGCCACUUUGAUUUGCACCAAUGGUGUUCCUCUCGGAUCCGCUCUUUCCACUUGUCUGAACGGUCAAUGGGUCCCACCCAUUGGUACUUGUUCUACAACAGGGAUCAACUCGGGCAAUCAAUGCACUAUGGCGCCCAUAGCACCAAUCGGAGCUACUCUUAGCUAUUCAUCAGGAGGACUCUUUGGACCAUGGAACAAUGGAGCAACCGCAACCAUGACGUGUCCAUUUGGACAGACAGUGAUCGGUUCUGCAACCGCAAGCUGCAACAAUGGCGUAUGGUCCACGCUCGGCACCUGUUCAUCAUCCAGUGGUAACGGAACGUUUGGUGUGACACUGAUGCCGCAUGGCAACUCAUCGCUUCCUUGCUAUUUCGGAGUUUUGGAGCCACCUUAUGGAAAUGUUUCUUACACAUAUAAUGCACCACCGUACCCUUCUGGAACAAUUGCCACACUGCGAUGUGAUGCUGGUGCAGAGCUGGUCUUUGCCGAAUAUUUCUCUCAUAACUGCCUUCGUUUUUCAGCAUGCAGCCCAAAUAACAAGGUGUUAAAGGAAUUGUCAUUGAGUCCAGUUGUGUUGAUGGCGUCGUUCAUUCCUCCUAAACGUGCACGCAAUAAUGAGGGAACUAAAGCAACACUCGUAUGUGACAUCGGAUAUUCGGUCAGCGGUGCAAGUACUGCGACCUGUCAAAAUGGGCUAUGGACACCAUCAACGCUUGGCCAAUGCGUUUCUGGAUUAGUUCCAGGCUUGUCUAACAGCGUUAUCCCGGGUGGAACGACUUCACAGUGCUCCAUAGGAGUAUCUCCGGUAGCGAAUGGUUUGAUCAAUUACAGUAAUGAUAAACCGUUUGGCCCUUGGCCUGUAGGAUCGACGGCGACAUUGACGUGUAACUCUGGAUUUUUUCCGUCAGGGGUUACGAUAAGCACCUGUUCUGGGAAUGGGCAAUUUCUCCCUGCUGUUCUUGGUCCCUGCACUUCAACGUCUCCAAACGUUCCUACUCCCGGACUUACUUGCCCGGCUCUUCUCGCUGUUGGAGGAACGAUAUCGUACAGCAGCCCAGGACCUCCUUACGCUGAUGGUUCAACGGCAACAUUAUUUUGCGAUCUCGGAUACAAGCUCUCCGGCCUUCCUACCGUAGUCUGUAAGACGGGGGCAUGGACACCAUUUCCAGGUCUGGGUAGCUGCCUCUUGAGUACGCUUCAAAAACGACCCAUAGAUGCGCUCAUCGUUCAGCAUGACCUAAACGAAGAGAACGGGAAUUUUUGUCCUGCACCAGUUGCGUCACCAUUUGGGGAGGUCACUUUUUCUAAGACAUCGAAUUCGAGCGGUUUUCCACCCGGGACGACCGCAGCUUUACGUUGCACUAUGGGUCGGUACAUUGUUGGGCCUUCUUUUGCCACUUGUUCCCACGGUGCAUUCCGACCAAUUCUGGGCAAAUGUGCGGAUGGUAGAGAGGAUGCACAUCCUGGUGUAUGCCUUCCCUUAAGGCCUCCAGCUAACGGAAGAAUCACUUACAUUCAAUCUGGAAAGCUGGACAAUUUCGAGGUUGGAACGACCGCUCUGCUCUACUGUCUCGAAUCAUUUGCAGUAACAGGGCAAGCAACAGUGGUGUGUUCAAAAGAUGGAUGGCAACCGUCUAGCGGUUUAGGAGAAUGCGAGUCAACAACACGAAAACUUUAG